This is a messenger RNA of Hevea brasiliensis (rubber tree), 4503 nucleotides long. Its product is annotated as tripeptidyl-peptidase 2. Gene Ontology annotation, biological process: proteolysis. The transcript is spliced from 35 exons. Gene Ontology annotation, cellular component: cytosol. The record is from RefSeq and is a predicted model, not a curated record. Gene Ontology annotation, molecular function: tripeptidyl-peptidase activity; serine-type endopeptidase activity. The coding region runs from base 121 to 4368 and encodes 1415 amino acids. Lineage: Eukaryota; Viridiplantae; Streptophyta; Magnoliopsida; Malpighiales; Euphorbiaceae.
CGCUCGCAGCAACCCGCUGCCACUUCCCAGGUGGCGCCACUUCCCUCCGCUCACAACAUCCGAACGCCACCGCUCCCAUUUAUAUUACCAAAACGCCCUUAUACGUUCGAUAUAUUUUCAAUGCAAAGCCCCCUAUUAUUUAAGAGCGUCUAUUGGGCCACGACACUAUCAUUUCCCUCGCGAGUUCACUCCCCUUCGUCUUUACUCACCAGACCCAAAAGGCUCGUCAACGCCAAUAAUAAAAGAAGAAGAGAGAUAAAGGAGAGGCAUUGGAGUAGCAGUGGGAGUAAUUAUAAAAGUGCCAUGCCUUGUUCCUCUAUUAGCACAGUAUCUGGUGGCGGUCUCGGAGGAAGUGGAGAUGAGAAUGGUUCUCUCCGGAGCUUCAAGCUGAACGAAUCCACUUUCUUGGCCUCUCUCAUGCCGAAGAAGGAGAUUGGCGCCGAUCGUUUCAUCGACGCUCACCCCGAGUUUGAUGGCCGUGGCGUCGUCAUCGCCAUCUUUGAUUCUGGAGUUGACCCGGCCGCUGCUGGAUUGCACGUGACCACGGAUGGGAAGCCGAAGAUCCUCGAUGUUAUUGAUUGCACUGGGAGUGGAGAUAUUGACACCUCAAAGGUUGUGAAGGCCAAUGCUGAUGGUUGUAUUCGAGGGGCUUCAGGAGCUCCUCUAGUUGUCAAUUCCUCAUGGAAAAAUCCUUCUGGUGAAUGGCAUGUCGGUUAUAAGUUGGUGUAUGAGCUAUUUACCGAUUCAUUAACUUCUCGUUUGAAGAAAGAAAGAAAAAAGAACUGGGAUGAGAAAAGCCAGGAAGAAAUUGCUAGGGCUGUAAAGCAGCUUGACGAAUUCAAUCAGGAUGCACUUGUUUUCCAGAAACACUCCAAUCCAGAUGAUGCAAAUUUGAAGAAGGUUCGAGAAGACCUUCAAAACAGAAUCGAUAUACUACGAAAGCAGGCUGAUAAUUAUGAUGACAAGGGACCUGUCAUAGAUGCUGUUGUGUGGCAUGAUGGAGCAUUGUGGAGGGCUGCUCUUGAUACACAAAGUCUUGAGGAUGACCCGGAUUGUGGAAGGCUUGCUGAUUUCAUACCCCUUACAAAUUAUAGGACUGAAAGGAAAUUUGGUGUGUUUAGCAAGUUGGAUGCAUGCUCAUUUGUCCUUAAUAUAUAUGAUGAGGGAAAUAUCUUAAGUAUCGUAACAGAUAGCUCCCCUCAUGGAACUCACGUUGCUGGUAUUGCUACUGCCUUCCACCCAAAGGAGCCAUUAUUGAAUGGAGUUGCACCUGGAGCACAGUUAAUAUCAUGCAAAAUUGGAGACUCACGUUUAGGUUCAAUGGAGACAGGCACUGGCUUGACAAGGUCUCUGAUUGCUGCUGUGGAGCAUAAAUGUGACCUGAUCAAUAUGAGUUAUGGAGAACCUACAUUACUGCCAGAUUAUGGUCGCUUUGUUGACCUUGUUAAUGAAGUGGUGAAUAAGCACCGUCUUAUAUUUGUGAGUAGUGCUGGUAAUAGUGGUCCAGCGUUAAGCACUGUUGGUGCACCUGGUGGUACAACUUCCAGCAUUAUAGGAAUUGGUGCAUAUGUCUCUCCUGCAAUGGCUGCUGGUGCUCAUUGUGUAGUACAACCUCCUUCUGAAGGACUUGAAUACACUUGGUCCAGCCGAGGACCAACAGCAGAUGGAGAUCUUGGAGUCUGUGUUAGUGCUCCUGGUGGGGCUGUUGCUCCUGUUCCUACAUGGACUCUUCAAAAGCGCAUGCUGAUGAAUGGCACUUCUAUGUCCUCUCCAUCUGCCUGUGGUGGAAUCGCAUUACUCAUUAGUGCAAUGAAGGCUGAGGGCAUUCCUGUAAGCCCAUAUAGUGUAAGGAAGGCUCUUGAGAAUACAUCUGUCCCAAUAGGUGAAUUGCUAGCAGAUAAACUAACCACAGGACAAGGGCUCAUGCAAGUUGACAAGGCACAUGAAUAUAUACGGCAGUCCAAGAAUAUUCCAAGUGUUUUUUAUGAAAUAAAGGUCAAUCAAUCUGGAAAAUCAACUCCUACUUCACGGGGCAUCUAUUUGAGGGAGGCUAGUGCUUGCCAACUACCUACAGAGUGGACAGUGCAAGUUGAGCCUAAGUUUCAUGAAGGUGCAAGUAAUUUGGAAGAAUUGGUUCCCUUUGAGGAGUGCAUUGAGUUACAUUCUACUGAAAAGUCAGUUGUGAUGGCUCCAGAGUACCUCCUCCUUACUCAUAAUGGGCGUAGCUUCAAUAUAGUGAUCGAUCCUACCAAGUUAAGUGAUGGUUUACAUUAUUAUGAAGUCUAUGGAGUUGAUUGCAAAGCACCAUGGCGUGGUCCCAUUUUCAGGAUUCCAGUUACCAUAACAAAACCAAUGACUGUAAACAAUCGGCCUCCAAUUGUUUCAUUUGCAAGGAUGUCAUUUCUGCCAGGCCAUAUAGAAAGGAGAUUUGUUGAAGUGCCGCUCGGUGCUAGUUGGGUUGAGGCAACCAUGCGAACAUCACGAUUUGAUACAGCCCGACGAUUUUUUGUUGACACAGUUCAGAUUUGCCCCCUUCAAAGACCUAUCAAGUGGGAGAGCGUUGUAACAUUUUCUUCCCCCUGUGCCAAAAGCUUUGCAUUUCCUGUGGUGGGUGGUCAGACAAUGGAAUUAGCUGUUGCUCAGUUUUGGUCAAGUGGCAUAGGAAGUCAUGAAACCACUAUUGUAGACUUUGAGAUUGUGUUUCAUGGUAUUGACGUCAAUAAAGAGGAUGUUGUGCUUGAUGGAAGUGAAGCGCCUGUUAGAAUUGAUGCUGAAGCUCUGCUGGCAUCUGAGAAACUUGUCCCUGCUGCUAGUCUAAAGAAGGUAAGGGUUGCAUAUCGACCUAUUGAUGCUAAACUUAGCACUCUCACAGCAGAUCGUGACAAACUGCCCUCUGGCAAACAGACACUGGCUCUGACAUUGACUUACAAGUUCAAAUUGGAGGAUGCAGCUGAAAUAAAGCCUCAUGUUCCAUUGCUUAAUAAUCGUGUAUAUGACACUAAAUUUGAGUCUCAAUUUUACAUGAUCUCUGACACUAACAAGCGUGUGUAUGCAAUGGGUGAUGUCUAUCCAAAUUCCUCAAAACUUCCCAAGGGUGAAUACAACUUACAGCUGUAUCUAAGGCAUGACAAUGUGCAAUAUUUGGAGAAAAUGAAACAGCUGGUAUUGUUUAUUGAGAGAAAUUUGGAUGACAAGGAUGUCAUUCGAUUAAAUUUUUUCUCUGAACCGGAUGGAUCUGUGAUGGGAAAUGGUGCUUUUAAAUCCUCAGUUUUAGUUCCAGGGAAGAAAGAAGCUAUUUACUUGGGCCCACCAGUGAAAGAAAAACUUCCAAAGAAUGUUCCACAAGGCUCUGUGCUUUUGGGAUCAAUGUCAUAUGAAAAAGCUGGUCACGAAGAAGGGAAAAAUCCACAGAAGAACCCUGUAUCUUAUCAAGUCUCUUAUAUAGUUCCUCCAAAUAAGGUUGUUGAUGAUGACAAGGGAAAAGGAACUUCUUCAACUUGCUCCAAAACUGUUUCUGAACGUUUAGAAGAAGAGGUUCGAGAUGCAAAGAUAAAAGUUUUUACUAGCCUAAAACAAGACACUGAUGAAGAACGCUCAGAGUGGAAAAAAUUGUCCAUCUCUCUUAAGUCUGAAUACCCAAAUUAUACUCCCCUGCUUGCUAAGAUUUUGGAAGGUUUGCUUUCUGAGAGUAAUGUAGGGGACAAAAUUGGCCAUGAUGAAGAGAUUAUUCGUGCAGCAAAUGAGGUAAUUGAUAGUAUUGACAGAGAUGAGUUGGCAAAAUUCUUUUCCCUCAAGAGUGAUCCUGAAGAUGAGGAGGCAGAGAAAAUAAAAAAGAAGAUGGAGACAACAAGGGAUCAAUUAAUAGAAGCACUGUACCAAAAAGGGCUAGCAAUUUCAGACAUUGAAUCUCUGGAGGAUCUGAAAUGGAUAUAUGUCGAAGUGUCUGAUUCAUCCAAAAGUCAAAACAUAGGACACAUGGACACACAUUCAAAUGGGGGACUGAAAGCUGGAACCUUGGCAGUAACAGAAGGAACAAAAGACAUGGACAGGACUGACAAAGAAUCGGCACCAGAUGCUGGUGGCCAGCCAGAUCUGUUCGAGGAGAAUUUCAAAGAAUUUCAAAAAUGGGUUGAUGUGAAGUCUUCUAAAUAUGGCACCCUCUUAGUGAUACGUGAAAGACGACGAGGGAGGCUUGGAACAGCUCUAAAGGUGUUGAAUGACAUGAUUCAAGAUGACGGGGAUCCUCCAAAGAAGAAGCUUUACGAACUGAAGAUCUCCUUGCUUGAUGAGAUUGGAUGGAGUCAUUUGGCAACCUACGAGAGACAGUGGAUGCACGUGCGUUUUCCACCAAGCUUGCCUCUUUUUUAAAUGAGUGCUUUUUAUCAAGGAAAACUGGACAUGCCAUUACUGAAUAACUUGGUCUGACACCAGACCCAUUUCAAUAUUUCCAUCAUUGUAAGGACAUUUCCAUCAUAAUAAACAGAAUACUCUUUCUGUGACUCA